AUGGCAGCAACUCUGUAUCCGGACGAAAAGGGCGCGUAUCACAUGGUGGCCGACGUGGAGGCUCACAAUGAUAAAGUGCCAACCCCAGCUCCAGAGGCCAGGCGGCACAUGGCCAUGCCGUCUGUCUUGGGCCGCGUCAUCGUCCUGGUCGUUCUGGCGCUGAUUGGGCUCAUGCACACGGGCUUCUACCGCUCCGCCGCCAUGCCAUGCAUGAGCCGUCACGAGGCGGUGCCCCUAUCAUCGCUAAGCAUCGCCGACCGAGUUGACCGGAUCCUCUCGACAACGCCGCUAAUUGACGGCCACAAUGACUUUGCCAUCUUCAUCCGCGCGGCCUACAAGAACCACAUCUAUGGCGACGAUUUCCGCAAGGGCUUUGAGAAGGACGGCCUGCCACAGCACGUCGAUCUGCCGCGUCUGCGGGCGGGCAAGAACGGCGGCGCUUUCUGGAGCGUCUUCGUGGGCUGUCCGGCGAACGGGACAGACUAUUCCGACGACAACUACGCGGACAGCGUCCGGGACACGUUCCAGCAGAUCGACGUGGUCAACCGGGUCAAGGCGCUGUAUCCGGACGUGUUUUCGCCCAGCGUCAACGGCUCGACGGCGAUGGCGGCCUUUGCGCGCGGCCAGCUGAUCUCGCCGCUAGGCGUCGAGGGCCUGCACCAGAUCGGUAACAGCGCAGCCAACCUGCGCCAAUACCACGCGCUGGGCGCGCGCUACGUCACGCUGACGCACAACUGCGGGAACCGGUAUGCCGACGCGGCGCUGUGGGAGGCGCCGCUGCGCAAAGCGCCGGCCGUCUGGGGCGGUCUCAGCCACGACGGCCGCCAGCUGGUGCGCGAGAUGAACCGGCUUGGCCUGAUCGUGGACCUCUCGCACACGAGCGUCGACACGAUGGUGGACGUGCUGGGCGGACGCAAGGUCGACGAGGACGCGCACUGGACCGGCUCGUUGGCACCUGUCAUCUACAGCCACAGCAGCGCCUACAGCUUGUGCCCGCACCCGCGCAACGUGCCGGACGACGUUCUGCAGCUCGUACGGGCACGCCGCAGCCUCGUCAUGAUUAACUUUGCGCCCGACUUCGUGUCGUGCCGCUGGGACGAGCGAUCGCGCAACGGAAUCCCGUCGUUUGACCCGGCCAAUUCAACGCUGGAACACGUGGCUGAUCACGUGCUACACAUCGGCCACCUCAUCGGCUUCGAGCACGUCGGCUUCGGCAGCGACUUUGACGGCAUCCCGUCGACGCCACGCGGCCUCGACGACGUCGCCGCCUACCCCGCUCUUGUCGCCGAGCUGCUGCGCCGCGGCGUCAGCGAUGCGGACGCCGCCCUCGUCGCCGGCGGCAACCUGCUGCGCGUCUGGCGCGAAGUCGACGAGGUCGCCCUACGGCUGCAGGCCGAGGGUGCCCCCGUGUUGGAGGACGACCUGCCGGAGAUCCAGUGGUAG
Grosmannia clavigera kw1407 is the source of this 1443-nucleotide messenger RNA. Its product is annotated as microsomal dipeptidase precursor. Gene Ontology annotation, biological process: proteolysis. Gene Ontology annotation, molecular function: metallodipeptidase activity. Lineage: Eukaryota; Fungi; Ascomycota; Sordariomycetes; Ophiostomatales; Ophiostomataceae. The transcript is spliced from 3 exons. Bases 1 to 1443 code for a protein of 480 amino acids. The record is from RefSeq and is a predicted model, not a curated record.